UUUUGCUCCAGUCAGCCUCCCCUCUAUCGCCAUAUUGGGCACCGAAAAGACUUCUGUUAUUUCUUCCCUUUACUACGACACAAAGUUGACAGGAGUGGCCAUCGCAACUGCACUUUGUUUUGAUGAUCCGUAGAAGGAAAUUACUCUUGCCUGUUUUUCCACUUCGAUCGUUAGUACUAAGUCUCACUCUUGCAUGGCAUGCAUGCGUUUGUGGCGGCUGUUUUUUUCUUGAUGCCUGUUGUUUUUAAGCGUGUUGAAUUAGGAGAAAAUCGGUCAUUUUAAAGUGUCUUGAUUGCUGUUCUUUACACGCUGAAAAUGUCUAACGUACAUCUUUCAAGUGGGAGCCCAACUCUUGAAAGGAUGGACGCUAGGUUGUCCGACCAGCCGAAACCCUCCGCCUGCAGAUGUCUUUUCGGGCCAGUGGAUCACGAAGAGUUAAAGAAGGAAUUAAAGGGACACUUGAAAGCGAUGGAAGAGGCGUCGUCGGAGACGUGGGACUUCGACUUUUCAAGCCACACUCCUCGCUCGAACGGGAGAUACCGCUGGAAGGCAGUGGAUAGUAAGGACUUGCCGAGCUUCUACAGCGCGUCUGAACGGCAGGGCAAACAGAUCUGCUCGACUGGGAAUAACAGUGUGGAUGUAAAUGGGAACCAUGAUCGUGUGGUGGUGACUCCCUGUCGGCUAGUUGAGGACAAAACGGAGCGGUCUGAAAGUCAACUGGAAAAAAUGGAUCAGCAUGUUAAGGGGCAGAGAAAAAGACCGUCGUGUCUUGACUCAUCAUGUCAAGCGAAACGGUCGCACACCUGUCUAGAUGAAGUUUCUCGUCGGCCGGGUUUGACACAGACGGUAGAUUACACACCCAAGAAAUCCAGCCCCCCGACACAGACGUAAACAAUGUAGAGAGCUGAAGACGUUCUCUCCUUUUUGUCGGCUUCAGUGCUUUGUGAAUUAAAAAAAUUCAAGGACAGCAAGAAGAAAACAAGCAUAUCAGCUGGAAGAGUGGAGAGACGGCACAAGCACUGAAACAAACACAAACGUUUUGGCACUAAAAAAGCAACUGCCUCAAAAGCAGUCUAUGUAGCAGUGUGCAAUUAGGUUUAAUCCCUCGUUUUUGCUUUUUUCUUACUACCUGUGUAUAUAUUCAUAUGUAGCACAUAAUACAUUAUAAUUUUGGGGAAAAGUUUUCUCUUUUUUUGUAUUGGAGUAGGUGUGAAUUUGACUUGAAGAGUUGCAGUGAAUAGGUUUCAAGACGUUUCCAAAAUGCUGUUGAUGUACUUCUCUCUGUUUUUGAAGGCAGUGUGUCCCGUCUUACAGUGACUGUACAAAAAGGCAGUCUUUUGUUCUGUCACUGAAAUCCAUUGUAGAGUCCAUGCACACUUAGUUGUGCAUCUCUAACAUCAUUCAGGUGUUACAUUGGGGGUGUGUGUGUGUGUGUGUGUGUGUGUGUGUAUUAUAUUAUAUUAUAUUAUAUUAUAUGGCUUUAUCACAUAAAGGCCUAGCAUCUUAGUUUGAUUUCUCAGAACAGUAACACAGAAAAAGUCAGAGCUUAUAUAAAGCUUGUAGUUAAAUCUAAAUUAUUAUAUGUAACUUAUCUCAAAUUUUGAUUUGGACAGCUGAUCGAAAUUGUUCAGUUAUGUCAAACCGUGUAGCAUAAACCAGUAUUAACACCAUGCGAGUCACUUGAUAAAAGACACAUGUCCCUCGCUUAUACUUAAAUUAUUAUUCUUUAAUAUGUAUCUUGAUUUGUAUUUUGAGUGAAAAUUUCUACUGAUUGCCUUUUUUAGUUUUCCUGUUUUAUUUGUUUGUUUGCCCCACUCCCACCAACCACCACCAAUUUGGUGUAAUAUGAGGAAAUAUAAGCUUCUGUGCUCUAUGCACCUCUGCUCCCACUUGAUUCUGUGCUUAACUAUGAUGCAGAAGUAUAUUUAUAGGAAAAACGUAAAAAUUAAUAUUUCAACAGUCCACACAGCCUGUGUAUUCGUUUAAUCGUUGAAGUGUACCUGUGUACAUUUGUAAAAACACUGAGAAAAUUAAAACUAACUUAUUUAUGUCAAGCUUUUUUUUUUUAUCUAAAAUGUUUUGGUCAUGAUUAUCCAUGGCAUUUGAGUUCUUAUUUUUUUAAAUGCUUUUUUGGUAGUUCUUUGGUAGUCCUGUUAAAAAUAUAUAUUUUAACAAAUUGUGUAAGAUUGCAAACUGAGCCUGAUAAAAAUUAAAAAUAUUAUGGUAUGUGCGGUUUUUAUAAUGUGUGGUAAAACAUUGUGUUGCAAUCGAUUAAAAGAGAAUUAAAUUAUUACACCA
This is a messenger RNA of Electrophorus electricus (electric eel), 2298 nucleotides long. It is a transcript of the gene cdkn1bb, whose product is annotated as cyclin dependent kinase inhibitor 1Bb. Gene Ontology annotation, molecular function: cyclin-dependent protein serine/threonine kinase inhibitor activity; protein-folding chaperone binding. The record is from RefSeq and is a predicted model, not a curated record. Gene Ontology annotation, biological process: negative regulation of cyclin-dependent protein serine/threonine kinase activity; negative regulation of mitotic cell cycle; G1/S transition of mitotic cell cycle. NCBI's taxonomy places the organism in Eukaryota, Metazoa, Chordata, Actinopteri, Gymnotiformes, Gymnotidae. Gene Ontology annotation, cellular component: nucleus; cytoplasm.